AAAACUCCAUCCCACUAAAACAGGCUGACAUUUCAGGUGUUCUUAAUUAUCAUCAUUUUCAUAGUAUUAUUCCAACCUCAGUGUGAAAAUAUAUAUAUAAAACGUUUUUGACUGCACUGGGCCUUUAAUCUCAAUAAAUAGUUUUUAAAAAAAAGUUAGUUUGGGAGCACGUCUUUCUCUGCCCAACUCACAGGAAGCCUACUGUAGACCCAGUCUGAACAAAGCACGAGGUAGACUAGCCACAGAGUCAUCGGACCAUCCCCCUGCGAGCCCACCAGUCUGCGUUGUAGAAAACCCUCUCACUCAAACAGCAGCAGCGGUACUGGCAGUACGAUCAAGGCCCUUCCUUCAGUCUCCACAGGCAAACUCCGUUUUCACACCGGCUGCCUUCUCCAGGCAUGGCUGACGGCUGUACCCAGUCAUGGCACUGCGACAUUACACCCUCGACUUCAACCUCUCAGCGCCAGCUGACUGUCCUUCGACUGUGCGUGGGCUGCAUUCUAUAUUUCAAGAGCAGGAAAUGACAGAGACUGUCCAUGACACUGAGGGACAUGGAUACCUUGCUACCUUCAUUGGCAAGAAUGGCAGGUUGGUUAUUCUGCGUGUGCACUCCCAAGGUCUGGUUACCGUUGAUCUGCAGUGUUGUGAAGGAGAUAACAUUGCACAAGUAGAUAAUCUUUUGAAUGCACUGGAAAAGAAGCUAAAAAGUCUCCUACAUGGAAACAUUAGGGGAGUCAAGAGGCUCCCAGCUCUGACACGAGGUGCAGCUGUUGAUCGAUACUGGCCUACAGCUGACGGCAGACUGGUGGAGUAUGACAUUGAUCGGGUUGUAUACGAUGAGGACUCUGCAUACCAGAACAUAAAGAUCUUGCACUCACAGCAGUUUGGCAAUAUCCUGAUCCUCAAUGGGGAUGUUAAUCUGGCAGAGAGUGACCUGCCCUACACCCAGGCCAUCAUGGGCAGAGGGAAAGAGAACUAUACAGGAAAGGAGGUGCUGAUCUUAGGAGGCGGUGAUGGAGGAAUCCUCGCUGAGGCCGUCAAACUCAAGCCAAAGAUGAUCACCAUGGUGGAGAUUGACCAAAUGGUGAUUGAUGGGUGCAGGACGCACAUGAGGAAGGCUUGUGGAAGUGUUCUGGACAACCUGAAGGGAGACUGUUACCAGGUGUUGGUGGAGGACUGUGUUCCGGUUCUGAAAAAGUAUGUGGAGGAAGGGAAGACGUUUGAUUACGUCAUCAAUGACCUCACAGCAGUUCCUAUCUCCACAGCGCCAGAGGAGGACUCUACAUGGGAGUUCCUACAGCUUAUCUUGGAUCUUUCAAUCAAAGUACUGCGUCCUACUGGGAAGUACUUCACACAGGGAAACUGUGCAAAUCUGACUGAGGCACUGGCUCUCUAUGAGGAGCAGCUGGGAAGGCUCUCAUGUCCUGUGGACUUUUCCAAGGAGGUGGUUUGUGUGCCCUCUUAUAUGGAACUGUGGGUUUUCUACACCGUUUGGAAGAAGUAAAGAGCUCCCUCUCUCCCAUUCAAGCCCUGCCUGCCGGAAUGUGAAAACUGUCCCCCCACCCAUGAUCCGCUAUCGCACUGAGGGGCGAUAUGACCCCCCCCCACCCCCCUGAAAAAAAACUAAAUCUCUACUCACACUUUUUUUUUUUUUUUAUCCUUCUAAGUCCAACUCUCAAACUCUUUUUAGAUGUUGGUUUUAUAAUUUUAUGUCUAAACUUGCAAGAGAUUGUAUUUCUGUUAAUUGGAUAUUUUGAGUUGGGCUGUUUUUGCAUAUGUGCUCCAGGGAGAGCUGUGGGGCUGCUACCACUGGAUACACUGAAACCUACUGUAGAGGAUGACUCAGCAUUUCUAUAGCUGGUCCCAGACCUGUCUGGGCUUUAGACUUCUCUGACUAUAGCCUGGUCCCAGACCUGUCUGGGCUUUAGACUUCUCUGACUAUAGCCUGGUCCCAGACCUGUCUGGGCUUUAGACUUCUCUGACUAUAGCCUGGUCCCAGACCUGUCUGGGCUAUAGACUUCUCUGACUAUUUUUGUCAUGCCAUACAUGUUACAUGUCUUAUACAUGUUUGAAAGGGCAACAAUACUCCUGAGAAGUUGCCUGAAGCUCAUAGAGAUCUGGGACCAGGCUAUAGUCAGAGAAGUCUAAAUCCGACAGGUCUGGGACCAGGCAAAUAUUGACACACUUUAUGCACCUGUCCCUCUGGGUUACUUUUCACAUUUGGGUUAUAAAAGCAGCACCAACAUACAAUAGCUUUUGGGUUCUGAUUGUGUGAUAGAAUAUGUGCUCUCCAUAGUUUCAACUGAAUGUCUGUUUGUGAUUGUUUUUCCUCUUCUGUUGUAACUGUGGCGUGAGUGUGAUUUUUGAUUACAGGUGCUUGUCAAGAUGUUGAAAAGGCAGUGUGACCCUGCCCAUUGAGGCUGAAGUGUCCGAACGUGUUUUUAAAAGGGAAAAGGGUCCUCCUUUGUGGCGGUUUCUUGCUUGUAAUGAUUUUUUUUUACAUACUUCGUUUUAAAUUGGUCUAAAAUUCUGUUUGGUGCAUAUGUGCUGGAAAAGGAAGUUGUUAUUGAAUGUAGCUUACCAUAUACACAGUGCACAUUCAUGCCUUUUGAUGAUUAUUGUGGUGCUUUGUUACAUUUAUUUAUUGGAUAUUAUUUCACCAAAUGUUGUUUUAUCCCACUGGAAAAAAAUGUAUGUUCAGCAGUGACUACCUGCUAUUAAAACGAGUUGGAGAAUAAAAUAUUUGGUUUCUUUC
Molecule: messenger RNA, 2755 nt
Organism: Oncorhynchus kisutch (coho salmon)
Lineage: Eukaryota; Metazoa; Chordata; Actinopteri; Salmoniformes; Salmonidae
Product: spermine synthase
Exons: 11
Coding region: 422-1504 (360 amino acids)
Biological process (GO): spermine biosynthetic process
Molecular function (GO): spermine synthase activity
Source: RefSeq, a predicted model, not a curated record